Messenger RNA from Quercus robur (English oak), 453 nucleotides. RefSeq lists its product as uncharacterized. The coding region runs from base 1 to 453 and encodes 150 amino acids. The transcript has a single exon. The record is from RefSeq and is a predicted model, not a curated record. NCBI's taxonomy places the organism in Eukaryota, Viridiplantae, Streptophyta, Magnoliopsida, Fagales, Fagaceae.
AUGGCAGAGGAUGUGGAGAAGGUACUAAUGGGAGAACCAUGGUCUUUUGACAGACACUUGGUAGUUUUUCAACGAUAUGAUCUGUCUACUCCAAUUAAGGACCUCACUUUCGACAAGGUAGCAUUCUGGGUUCAGAUACAUAAUUUACCAUACUCUCUUUUGACGAUGGAAGUAGCAGUGCAUCUUGGAGAGUCAUUAGGAGUGGUUACUAUGCCAAAAGAUCUAAUAGAGAUGAGAGGAGGAAACUUCAUGAGGGUACGAGUGACUAUAGACAUAUUAGAACCGUUGUGCAAAGGAAGACAUGUGGAUUUUGAUGAAGAUAAUGAAGGUUGGGUUUGUUUUCAGUUUGAACGAUUACCUAAUCUAUGUUAUUGGUGCGGCCAUUUAACGCAUGACGAUAAAGAGUGUGUUUUGUGGCUUCGGAGCAAGGGAACAUUAUCGGUUCAAGAUUAA